This is a messenger RNA of Epinephelus lanceolatus (giant grouper), 4337 nucleotides long. It is a transcript of the gene abi3bpb, whose product is annotated as ABI family, member 3 (NESH) binding protein b. Gene Ontology annotation, biological process: extracellular matrix organization; positive regulation of cell-substrate adhesion. NCBI's taxonomy places the organism in Eukaryota, Metazoa, Chordata, Actinopteri, Perciformes, Serranidae. Gene Ontology annotation, molecular function: protein binding. The record is from RefSeq and is a predicted model, not a curated record.
CGUUCCACAGCUGAUAAGUCCUAAGACUGAGCACGCUCAGUGAAGUUGUUCAGCUCCUGGUCACUCCUCUUCAUCAUCGUCCUCCUCUUCAUCAUCGUCCUCCUCUUCAUCAUCUUCCUCCUGGAGCUUUGAGAGGUCAUGGCAGGCAUCGCUCUCCUGCUGCUGCUGCUCGGAGGGACCUUUGUCCUCCAGGGCAUCCCUGCACAGACGAUCAGAGUGCGGCGUCAGAACAUGAAGGUUCGGAUCAACGCCACUGGCGACACCAUCGUGAUGAAGUUUGUGCGUCCGAGUCCGGACGUGAAGCUGGAGGGUUAUAUCCUGGGUUACGGCAGCAGCAUGUUCUCCAAACAGUUCAUCCAGCUGCCUGAGAACGGACAACCGUACGAGACUGAGAUGGACGCUGAGCCGAAGUACCUGGUGGCCGUCCAGCCGAUCCCCGCCAACGACGUGAAGAAACACUGUACAGGGAAGGUGAACCUGGAGAAGCCGCUCCACCUGGUGAUCGGCUCUGUCAGCCCGACGGCGGUGCUGCUGUCCUGGGGGAACUACCUGAAGACGCCGUACGAGGGGAACAUCAUGAACGAGUGUCUGGAGGACGGGUUCUACACCAUUCGCUACAGGGAGAGGAACAGGAAGUGGAUCUAUCAGACCUGCCCAACCAGCGACACAGUGGUCGACAACCUGAAACCCAACACGCCUUACGAGUUUGGCGUCCGGUCCAACAAGGACGACCGCAGCGGGAUGUGGAGCAAACCGAUUAUCCACAACACCAACAUGGGCAAUAAAAACACACAGAAGCCAUACAAGCUGCGUAACCCUCUUGCUAAGCCGCUGAAACCUCUCGGUCCUCACACCCUCUUCCCUCCUCGCCCCGCUCUUCACAACAGGACCCGCCUCUCUCCUCUGCUCAAAACCUCAGCUUUCCCCGGAGCUCCCCGCACUUCUUUUGCACCACCUGAGAGUCGACAGGAAACUUUACCUCCGCCCGGCUCCACCGAGCCUAAAUGGCCUCAUGUGUCACUCGACGAAGGAAACGCUGUUAAAAAUGACACCGACCGACCAGUGGAUCGACUUCCUGCCUUCCCCCAACUCCUGCCCACCAAAGCCCCCCCCGCCAACACCACACCCCUCCUUAAAUUACCCUCCAAUGGCGGCUUACUUCAGGGGCAGACUACUAAGGCGCCCUCUCAUGCACCCGAGACACCUGAUAACCCUGCUGCUUUCGGCAAAUCACAGGACGGAUCGUCGCUGCUGAGAUCAGCUCUGGCCAAUGAGAGAGCCAAUUCUAACAGAUGGGGUCAAAGCAGCAAAAGAAAUCUGUCUCCACGACUGCCUUUGCAGCCCUACAACCCGUCAGCUACCACGGUUGGCAGAUCCAUGAGGCCUGCAUCAAGAAAUCCCCUCUUUCCCCUCUCUAACGGCCUCAGACAGACACACUCCUCCUCUAGACCCAGUAACUCAUCCCCGACCUCUGGGAUACUCGGGGUAAACGGACAGCCACACCGGGGCAUUUCCCCUCCUAAACCAGCCUUAUGGUCCCGACCUCAACUGGGAUCACCGGCUCGCCCGUCCAUACCCAUCAACAAGAAACCAAACCUGACGGGGAAACCUGGAGAAACAGACAAAGUCAAUAACUUUAAGCAGACGGACAAGCUGCCGAUCCUGAAACCCAAAGUCCCGCCGGCAACCGCCAAGCCGACCAAACUCGACCGGAAGCAGACCACAACUGCAGCACCGGCAGUCCCCACCACUCGACAGGAGACCUGGGAGGACUCGGACCUGUUUAAAUCACAGCCAGCCUCUGACGUCGACGCCUUGGGCAAGAAACGUUACACGGCACCUCACGUUGUCUACCAAACAGGCAAGAAACCAGACGAGCCUUGCUCCAUCACCUCCUCCCUCAACUACUUUCCUGAAGACGAACCGGGCGAAGCGAACGUGACAGCUCCACCCAAGUCUCCGCCAUCCAAUCUCACCGUGGUGACGGUGGAAGGAUGCCCAUCCUUUGUCAUCCUGGACUGGGAGAAAACCGACAAUGACACAACCGAGUAUGAAGUCAUCUCCACCACUAAAGGACCCGACGGCGAGCAGGUUUCCAUCCUGACCACCAACCAGACUCACACCGCUGUGGAGAACCUUAAACCUGAGAGCAGUUACGAGUUUAAGGUGAAACCAAAGAACGAGCUGGGUGAAGGUCCUCCCAGUGAGCCGGUGUCCUUCAACACGGAGUCCGCGGAUCCUCGAGUCAGUGAGAAUGUCUCAGGAAAAGACGCCAUCUGGACUCAGUUCCCCUUUAAGACGGACUCGUACUCGGACUGUCACGGUAAACAGUACGUGAAGAGAACCUGGUACAGGAAGUUCGUCGGGAUCCAGCUGUGCAACUCGCUCAGGUACAAGAUCUACCUGAGCGACUCCCUCAACGGUAAAUUCUACAACAUUGGGGAUCAGACAGGCUUCGGGGAGGACCACUGUCAGUUCGUUGAUUCGUUCCUGGAUGGAAGAACGGGCCGGCAGCUCCGAGCAGACCAGCUCCCAUCUAGGCCCGGUUUCUACAGAGCCGUGCGGCAGGAGCCAGUCCACUUUGGCCAGAUAGGAGGACACACCCACAUAAACUACGUCUCAUGGUACGAGUGUGGGACGCCCAUUCCCGGGAAAUGGUAAACGGACUGAGGCUGAGUGAACCCCAGAAGAGGAACCGUCGCCUAGGCUGGGAUGGCAACGGCAGCAGGGGUCCUUAAAGAUCUUCCGGACUUCACCUUCAUGUUCCACCACCUUACCCAGAGCUGUAAAAACAUGUACAGGACAUACUCGUCAGGGAAUUAGUAAUGAGAGAGCAUUUUUAAAUAUAGCAGACAUGCCUCGUCUUUACUAUUUAAACUGGUAGAAGAAGAAGAGGAGGAUACGUGGAGGUCUGGUUCCUCUCUGCGCUGUAGGGGGGAAGCAGACCCACGUUAGAUAUAUUUUAUUUUGUGUAAAAUAAUGGGAAGCUGGCUCCCUGGAAUACUAUUUUCAUAACUUAUUUAUCUUUGAUUACAUUUCUUCCAGAACAGGAAGUGGUCGUCUUCUGUUCCUCUGGUGUCGAUUUUGUUUUCAGCUCAUUUCUGUUCAUUUGCAAGUUGAGCAAAAGGUUUAAAACGUAGGCUAGGUACCAGAACUGGCAGCUGACCAGUAAAACCAGUUCUCUCCCGGCGGCUCCAAUGCGCCUUAAACAAGCCAACCAGUAGACAGUCCGCUGGAUGUGGAGAAUAUGGGCUGCGUGUGGAUAUUUCUCAGAAUGUCUACCUAGAACCACCCUAAACGUUAACGCAACAAUAUCAGCGACAUUUUACAAAUUCAGUUUUGUUCAGAUUUUGUUUUGGUCGACUGAUGACAAAGUGCCAAAUGGGCUAAUGUUAGCUUUAGCACAUCAUGAAUCUCUGGGGUUUAAUGUGUAAAUUUAUAUCAACGUAAUAAUAAAAAUACAAUAAACCAUCAGGUCAACACACCAGAUGUGUCGAUCCAGCAUGCUGCGCUGCAUUUAGCCGCCCGGAGGUGUCCUUACUUGCAAUUUGCACAACAAAAAUGUAUUUAUAUGUAUAUGGAGUGAAUGUGUUCAAUACAUUUUGCAGAUGCAUUUCCCUCGCCAUGUCCUUUUGUUUUUUUGUCUUUAAUGUACUAUAACCUUCUCCUUCCUGUUGCCUCGUGCUAAAGUAGGAGGGCAGGAAGCUAACGGUGCAGCAUAAUGGCUAGUAAAUCUAAAAAUAUCUGUAUUUGAACAAAUUAACUUUCUUUUUUUUAACCGACCAAAUCUGAUUUAUGGAAGAAGAAGUAAGAAGAACAUCAAAACUUUAAAUUGUUUGCAUAUGUCAGACACAGACUCCGUGGCUAACAUGGCUAACUAGCCACCAAAACAGGCUACGUGUGUCCAGGGCAGCAAGCUAACUACGUAGUUCAAUGGCUAGAAAAUUCUAAAAUGUCCUCAUUUUCCCCAAAUAUCUGAUUUUUGGGCAAGAAAAUAACUUCAUUUUAGAGCACAUCUAAAGCAGGGUUAGCAUUUCUGUAAAAUUAGUUAGCCUACGAGAAACAUUUAUUGGGCUGGUAGGAAAUGUUAGCGCCAGUUUAAGAAAGAGAGGAGCUGUCAGGUGUUUUCUCCUUCUUGUACAACAUGUAGCCUGCUGGGCGGAUGCUGUUUCCUGAAAAUAAAACAGUGAACUGUGCCUUUAAUGUUGAUCCCAUGUCAUUUAAAACAGAGGAGUGCCAAAGAACAUGAGAAUGUACGUUAACAUGAUGCUGUUGGUGUUUUUACACAUUUCUGUAUUGAUUUUAACAAUAAAGAAGUUUUGAUUCUUUUUUAAAAA